ACUUCAUAAUAGGUUGUUUUUUGACUACUUUACCCCACAAAAUUUGAUUUCCCCCAAAUUUGAUCGUCAUCCCCUCAAUCCAGCCCUAACUCUCUCUCUCUCUAUCUCGCACGCCUCUCUGCGAUCGACCUCGGAGGAGUGGCCGCCAUUACCGGCCUCGAAAAUUACCUCUGUUACAUACAUCACUCCAUUUCUUACCCAAAUCAUACACAUCUUUUCAGAAUUAAAAAAUCUCUAUCGACUCACAGCAUUAGCAUCUGCUCUGUUAAUUUUGGUUGUUGUUUCCUCACACAUGGAUGUCUUGAAUUUCAGCAGCUCACCACGGCACAACUUAGACCGAGAUUUGUGUGUCUGAAAGUGAAGUAACGUCGAUCCUGUUCUCACAGUCGACAAGAAUCCUGAAUCCGCCCUGCUAAAUGCCGACUUCAUGGGACUUUACUGUGGGUGUAUCAUUUAGCUGUUACCCAAGCAAUUUCUAAAGCAUUUUUUCCAAUAUUAACACAUAAGAUGAGAUCCCCUUCGCAUAAUUCCGCACGGCUGUGCAUGUUACUCGAAGACAUUAUGCUCAUUUACCACACUGAAACGUACUUCAUCAUUCAUCGAUAUGCGAGCGCACGGACUCGAAGAGCGAAACGUGUAAUUUUAGAGCAUGCAAGACGGUAUAGCGUGCUUAAUAAAAUACCUGCACAAUUGGAACACCUAUCCCGACUAGUCGAUGUAACCGACGCAGAUUGUCUUGCUAAUCUACGUAUGGAUCGUAAUACAUUUGGGAGAUUAUGUCGAGUUCUAGUUGAAAGAGGAGGGUUGCGGACUGGUCAAUGCCUCGGAGUGGAAGAACAAGUGGCUAUAUUCGUCGGAGUACUUGCACAUCAUACCAAGAAUCGGGUGGUGCGUUUUAACUUCCAGAGGUCAGGUGCAACAGUGUCUUAUUAUGUUAACAAGGUGCUUGGAGCAGUACUUAACCUACAUCCGGUUCUUCUGCGGAAACCGACACCUGUGUCAGAUCAGUGUGACGACUACCGUUGGAAAUGGUUCAAAGGCUGUUUAGGGGCAUUAGAUGGUACACACAUCAACGUCUUGGUGAGUAAUUCUGACAAACCACGUUACAGGACACGGAAAGGGCAAAUAGCGACUAACACACUAGCUGUAUGCGAUCGUAACAUGCAAUUUGUAUACAUCUUGCCCGGGUGGGAGGGGUCAGCGGGUGACUCACGUGUGCUACGGGAUGCUGUGUCUCGGCCGACCGGAUUAAAGGUUCCUCAAGGUUGUUACUACUUGUGCGAUAACGGUUAUGCCAAUAGUAAUGGAUUUUUAACACCUUACAAAGGGGUUAGGUACCACCUACGGGAGUGGGGCCCAGGUACAGCGUGUCCACAAAACCCUCGAGAACUCUUUAAUAUGCGCCACACGAGAGCUAGGAAUAUUAUUGAGCGAGCGUUUGCAGUGUUAAAAAUGCGAUGGGGUAUCCUACGAAGUGCAUCCUUUUACCCAAUAAAAACACAGAUACGCCUUAUAAUGGCUUGCUUCUUACUACAUAACUUCAUCCGACGGGAGAUGGAAGUGGAUCCUGUAGAAGUUGAGCUCGACUUAGACGGACCCUCGGACAGGGAGUCAACAACUGAGCCGGGCAUAUAUUUCAUUGACGUUGGGCCGGAUGGAAAGCUACGUACGAGACUAGAGAGUGGCCGGGUACUACCUAAGGAUCAUCCAAUGAAUGAGUCUAAUGUGAAGAAAUUUGACCGGGCAUCGAACGCAAGCUCCAACGGUUCCAACUCACCACUAGGGCGGUGGCCACACCUUCAUAAAUGAAGGCAUGAAUUGUAUGGUGAUGCACAAAUCUGAUUUCCACCCACGGGCCACAAGUUCUACCAACGAUGCAGCCAGAAUUUCUUCUUCGCGUGCAAUCCAAAUCCUGCGAGAUCGGUCGCCCUUGCGGAAUUUUUUUCGACCUGAUACAUUGUUGUCUUGACGAAGAAAAGGACAUACAAACAAAAUUUCAUUACAGCAUGGAUGACACACACAAAGCUCAUCAAACAGCAAAUAUUCUUUGAAUAAAAAAAAACCUUCACUUGUGCCUCCUCUAA
Messenger RNA from Salvia splendens (bonfire salvia), 2084 nucleotides. RefSeq lists its product as uncharacterized. The transcript has 4 exons. Lineage: Eukaryota; Viridiplantae; Streptophyta; Magnoliopsida; Lamiales; Lamiaceae. The coding region runs from base 508 to 1809 and encodes 433 amino acids. The record is from RefSeq and is a predicted model, not a curated record.